This is a messenger RNA of Acanthoscelides obtectus, 309 nucleotides long. Lineage: Eukaryota; Metazoa; Arthropoda; Insecta; Coleoptera; Chrysomelidae. The record is from the annotation of a GenBank genome assembly.
AUGGGUGUGGAUGUCCCUGUUUUAGAUUGGAAGAAGGAAUCCCAAAAUGGGUUAAAGCCACCUGGAGCCUGGCACUUUAAAUUUAAUCCUUCCAAAAGGUUUAAAAUAAUUCUUGACAAAUACAGAAUUAUCAAAGUUCAGGGAGAACUACACUACAGAUCCGAAUUCGGUAAUCCUAGAAGUGUUAUGAAGAAAAAUAAAAAAAUCAGUUCUAUGGAUCCUCAACCGCUUCCUACAAACGUUCCUGUCAAAGAAGCUAAAGUUAUAGCAGUGGCUAAAUUAUUAGAAGGUCACUACGGCGAAAACUAG